Molecule: messenger RNA, 1948 nt
Organism: Sapajus apella (tufted capuchin)
Lineage: Eukaryota; Metazoa; Chordata; Mammalia; Primates; Cebidae
Gene: TDRD10
Product: tudor domain containing 10
Exons: 13
Coding region: 455-1510 (351 amino acids)
Molecular function (GO): RNA binding
Source: RefSeq, a predicted model, not a curated record
CCGACCGCUGCCCACUGCGCGCGUCGGCACCCAGCGCAUCUCGGCCAGGCGCCGCCGUCCCACGCGCCCAGGAGUGUGCCACGUGCGCCGCCCGCCCCCAGGAAGCACGCCCCUCGGCCCGCACAGCGCCAGGCGCCCCUCGCCCACCCACUCCGUUCCGCUUUUUCUGCAAACGUUAUUUUUGGUGGUGGGGCAGUGGUUGCCCGCUAAGAGUCGGACGCAGGGACAACGGUCACCCGCUCCUGCCCCCGUUCCGUUACUCUCAGGGGCACAGGGUCCUGGGCGCCGCGGGGACCAGGCGCGUCCUGCCGCGGCCGCCGGGGAUUGGCUGCCGGCAAGCCCCGCCCCGCGGGCUCCCGGGAGGCGGAGCGCGGAGGGAGAAGGCGCGAAGGCUGGGCGUGGCGACCGCAGGUGGACGCGAGACGAGGAAAUCCUGUUGGAAAGCAACUGCAGCAUGUCCUGUAACAGCAGUGACUCUGAACCCUCUGCUAAACCGGCUGGGAAGAAUGGAGUAUUGGAGGAGAAGAAAUCUCCAGGAUUCAAGAAAAGAGAGACAGAGGUGUAUGUUGGCAAUCUUCCGCUGGAUGUUUCUAAGGAGGAAAUUCUGUACCUUCUAAAGGACUUCAGCCCUCUUUAUGUCCACAAAAUCCAGAAUGGCUGCAAAUGCUUUGCAUUUGUAGAUCUGGGCUCCAUGCAGAAAGUGACACUUGCAAUCCAGGAGCUGAAUGGCAAACUCUUCCACAAGCGAAAACUGUUCGUGAAUACAAGCAAAAGGCCCCCCAAGAGGACCCCCGAUGUGAUCCAGCAGCCCCGGGCACCCCUGGUUUCAGAGAAGGCUUCUGGCGAAGGAUUUGGCAAAACCGCCGCUAUUACACAGCUCGCUCCUAAAGCUCCUGCUGACCUGUGUGAGACAGAGAAACUGAGGGCAGCCUUCUUUGCAGUCCCCUUGGAAAUGAGAGGGUCCUUCCUGGUGCUGCUCCUGAGGGAAUGCUUCCGAGACCUGAGCUGGCUGGCGCUGAUCCACAGCAUUCGUGGGGAGGCGGGGCUGCUGGUGACUAGUAUCAUCCCAAAGACCCCGUUUUUCUGGGCCAUGCACAUCACUGAGGCUCUGCACCAGAACAUGCAGGCGCUGUUCAGCACCCUGGCUCAGGCAGAGGAGCAGCAGCCCUACCUGAAGGAGUCCGCCGUGCAGCGUGGGACCCGAUGUCUGGCAGAGUACCACCUGGGGGAUUAUGGAUGUGCCUGGAACAGGUGUUGGGUGCUGGACAGGGUGGACACCUGGGCUGUGGUCAUGUUCAUUGAUUUUGGGCAGUUGGCCACCAUCCCUGUGCAGUCACUGCGCAGCCUGGACAGCGAUGACUUCUGGACCAUCCCACCCUUGACUCAGCCAUUCAUGCUGGAGAAAGACAUUUUGAGUUCGUAUGAGGUUGUCCAUCGAAUCCUCAAAGGGAAAAUCACUGGUGCUUUGAACUCGGAGUCGCACAUCCUAAAGUUUGAAGAGUCUAAAUAAUGGGGCUCCCCUCAGCAUGUUCCCUCUCCUGUGUGCCACGGAUCCAGAGGCUGCCUGCCCUGCCCUCUUUUGCCCCUUUAACCCUUGAGGCCUGGGAGGUGAAAAAGGCCAGACUGUGCCCAGGAUUGAUUUCCAUUUUGCUUUUACUCCCAGCUCACCUCUCAAAAGAGAGUGAAGUCCCAUUUGUCAUGUGUCUUCAGUUCCCCAACUUGGCAUGGACAUUUGAACCCAACUUAGGAAGCUGCCAUUAGGUUGAAAGCCUGAGGCAGCUGGGAUGUUCUUUCCUGUGUCUCUUCUCUGCACCCCAGAGCAUGAUAUAGGCGGUCCUAACAGAUUCUGGAUAAUGGAGAAGCCCUGUGCUAGUUUUCCUGGCAUUCCAUGUAGAAUAGGUAGAGUAACAUUAACCAAUGAGCAAAUAAAUGUUGGCAUGUUUCAUGA